Molecule: messenger RNA, 2780 nt
Organism: Meleagris gallopavo (turkey)
Lineage: Eukaryota; Metazoa; Chordata; Aves; Galliformes; Phasianidae
Source: RefSeq, a predicted model, not a curated record
UGCCCCUUCCUCCUGGGCUGGCGUCUGUUUCUCGGAGCGGAGGAGGUGCCCGCGCCUCGCAGGAGGGCUGCGGAGCGUUAGUAAACGAAUACCCGCAGUCCGUGCGUGCUGCGUGAGCCGCGCUCAGCCCUCCGAGUUGGGGCUCCGCUGAUGGCCGCGUGCGCGUGCACUUUUCAGAUGCGCCCGUUCUGAAUCCAGCACGGAUCAGUGAUGACUCUGGUUCUUCCUAUAGGCGGUCAGCGUUACGGGGAGCCCCGGAUGUCGUAGUCUUUUGCCUCAGCUGCUGGCGUUGGGGAGGAAGAGCGCUGGGAGCCCAUCUGCCGCAGCCGCUUCCAGUCAAAGCGGAAAAUCAUCGGGCGCUGAUGGGGAUCGUUUGUCCGAGUACUUCCUCCUGAACAGCCUUCAGAAGCGGCCGGCGGACGGCGCGGAAGCCGUUUGGGAGUUCCCAGUCUGAGCGUUCUUUUCCUGGAAGUACGGAGGAUCUCACCCUCGGACACUUGUGCGCAUAGCAUGGAUACGUGGCUGACUUCAUCACGCUUGGAAUGCUUUCGCUAUCCAGAUGAAGUGCUUUUAGGUUUUUAGGCAGUUUUUUUUCUUUUUCUGAGCACUGCUCUGUCUACAGCUGGAGUUGUAGACUGGCUCCAGGUCAGAUGCAGCCUGAGUCACUGUAUGAACACUACUGAAAAGCUUCAUGGCAGAUAUUAUUUUCCUUACAUUAUUUUUUAGAUUUUCUGAUGUAGCCUUUUGUCGUUUUGCAGUGCAACCGAUUUUCUAAAUGAAGAGUCUAACAGAAAUCUGUUUAUCCUUUUUUUUCUUUUUAUUUUAUUUAAUAUUUUGGAAAAAUGUUGCCAAUAAGCAAUAUGGCGGUAUCUAGAUAGCUGUUGUUUACAGACGCUUCUGUUACCUGGAAUGAAGAUGUGUUCCUCGGUUCAGAUGUGAAAUUUGGAUUUUUAGCUUUGCAGUUUGUGACAUAAAAAGUGUAUUUAUUUCAUUUGGAGCUGAUGGUUCUCAUAGUGAUACGUUCAUGGAAUAGACAACUGAAGAAGCUUUCAAAGAAAAAACAAACUUUUUGAGUGAGAGACUUGGUAGAUUUUGAAAUCUGUAAGCAAGAAGGAUGGGUAGCUGAUUCCUGUGAGAUCAAAUCUAUGUCAAACAGCUACGAAUGUAGUUUCAACAAGAACUUGGGAUUUUAUCUCAAGGAAAACAAACUGGAAAAAUACAAAUCACGUGGAACUAACACCUUGUGCGGUCCUCUUGGAUUAGGGACUUGCCACGAGGUGCUAAAGCCUUGUUUCAUUGAUUUGGAGAGACUGGACCUAAAUGGCGCAGCAUGACUUUGCUCCAGCCUGGCUUAGUUUUCCUACUCCACCAUCAUCAACAAAGUCAUCAUUGAACUUUGAGAAGCAUUCUGAAAAUUUUUCAUGGACAGAGAAUCGUUAUGAAGCAAAUCGCAGAAGGCACAACUCUUCUGAUGGAUUUGAUCCUAACACUGGACGACCUAAUGGAGGGCAUUUUGGGAGGAAAGAGAAGAAUGGUUGGCGUUCACAAGGCAGAAAUGGUACAGAAAAUAUAAACCACCGUGGAGGAUACCAUGGUGGAGGUUCCCGCUCUCGUGCCAGCACUUUCCACUGUGGAAAAAGCCAGGGACUGCAUGAGAACAAUGUACCUGAUAAUGAUCCUGGGAAAAAGGAAGAGAAGGAAGUACCCAAGCAAUUUGAGGCUGAGGAUUUUCCGUCUUUGAAUCCUGAAUAUGAGAGGGAGCCAAACCAGAAUAAAUCUUUAGCAGCGGGUGUGUGGGAGUAUCCUUUGAACCCUAAAUCCAGAUCUCCAAGGAUGCUCGUCAUUAAAAAGGGCAGUACAAAAGAACUGCAGAUAUCUGGAUUCCCUGUAGUAGGAAAUCUUCAUUCACAGCCAGUAAAAAAUGGUACUGGCACUAAUGUUUAUAAAGGAUUAGUCCCUAAACCUGCCACUCCAUCUGCAAAGCAUACACAGUGGAAAAGCCAAGCAAAAGAAAAUAAAAUUGUGAAUCCAUUUCCUCUCGAAUCUUCAUAUGGUAGUGGCAAUUUCAGUCCUUUCAAAUCAAUUGCCAAGGCAUUUCCUGUAUCCCAGAACUCAGUGAGAGAGUGUAAUCGGUCAAAUUCUUCAUCCCCUGUUGACAAAGUUGGUCAGCCUCGUUUAACAAAAUUGACUAGAACACGGACUGAUAAGAAGAGUGAAUUUUUGAAAGCACUGAAACAAGAUAGAGUGGAAGAAGAGCAUGAGAAUGUUGGGCAAGAGAAGGAUGGUGACUCCCUUAACUUACAUAACAGCAACAGUAGUCAUCAUGAGAGAGAUAUAAACCGAAACUUUGAAAAUGAAAUUCCACAACAGAAUGGCAAUGCUUCAAUUACAUCUCAACAGGUCAUUCGAUCUUCGGCUUUUCCUCAGGCAAAUAUUCUUUCAAGCUCGCUUGAGGCAGAGCACAGGUUGUUAAAGGAAAUGGGCUGGCAGGAAGAUAGUGAAAAUGAUGAAAUUUAUGCUCCACUGACAGAAGAUGAGAUGAGGGAAUUCCAAGUCAUUAGUGAACAGUUACGAAAAAAUGGUCUACGGAAAAAUGGCCUCAUCUGUAAUUUUAAAUUUAGCCCCUGGAAAAACAGCACUUUCACACCUGCUCUGGAAAAUGAAGAUUCUGAGACAAGCAGCAGUGAUACAUCAGAUGAUGAUGAUGUAUGAAGAUUUCUGUAACAUCUCCAGAAGCUUGUUUUGAUACCAUGAAAAUAUGGGGAUGUAUUGUCCAAAAA